AUGAAGUUCCGCGUUACCCACAAACCUCCGCUCACCAGCCAUUUCACCCGGGCCUUGAGGGACCUCCCGGAGGAUUACACCCACAGCUCACGCCUCGAGUACCGUCAGCUGAUCAACACCUACGGCACCCACUACGUGUCCCAGCUGCAGCUGGGGGGCCGGGUGCGGGACGUGACGGCUGUGAGGGUCUGCGAGGUGGCGCUGGACGGGGUGACGGCUGAUGAGGUCAAGGACUGUCUGAGCCUGGAGACCUCCGUCAGCAUCGGGGGCGGGAAGGGCAAGGCCGAGGCGGCCUUCAGCCAGUGUGAGGAGCAGAAGAAGAAGCAGAACUUCAAGCGGAGCUUCCAUGAGACCUACAGCGAGCGUCACACUGAGGUGACAGGCGGCAACAGCCACGGCGACCUGCUGUUCUCUGAGGGGCAGGAUGCCGAGGUUUUCUCGGCCUGGAUGGAGAGCCUCAAAGCCAGCCCCGGCCUGGUGUCCUACUCGCUGCACCCCAUCCACACCUUGGUGAGGCAGGACAACCCCAAGCGGGAGGCGCUGAGGCAGGCGGUGAGCGAGUAUGUCACCGAGAGGGCCCUGUGGAGGAAUUGCACCCACAGCUGCCCGCCGGGGACCCGGCGCAGCGCCCUUGGCUCCUGUGUCUGCCCCGGGGACGGCUCCACCAACACCAUGUGCUGCUCGCGGGAGUGGGGCCAGGGGAAGCUGACGGUGACGGUGGAGCGGGCCAGCGGCCUGUGGGGCGACUACACCAGCGGCACCGACGCCUACGUCAAGGUCUCCUUCCAGGACCGGGAGGUGCGGACAGCAACCGUGUGGAACACCGACAACCCGGUCUGUGGUCCCCACGGGUCGGGGAGAACAGCCAGCUCCACCUCCAGGUCUCGGACGUGUAACAAGCCGCUGCGCUCCGGGGAGGGAUACCGGUAA
Molecule: messenger RNA, 930 nt
Organism: Mauremys reevesii (Reeves's turtle)
Lineage: Eukaryota; Metazoa; Chordata; Testudines; Geoemydidae
Product: perforin-1-like
Exons: 3
Coding region: 1-930 (309 amino acids)
Source: RefSeq, a predicted model, not a curated record